CAGGCCGUGGGUGGGUUCCCAAGGCCAAGGCCUUUGGUGAAACCCUCCACCUCUGCCUCUCCUUCUGCUGAGGCCUGGACACGGAGUAGGACGGAUGGGGCGCCCUGGGAGCAGGGACGGACAGGGACCAGGUGUCAUUGGGGUGACACAGUGGGCAGUUGGCAGGGCUUUGGGGCAGCCCCAGCAAAGCAGAGAGACACUGGUGCACUGCUGUCUUCCUCCAAACAGAUGAGGAAACUGAGGCCCAGAGAGGGGAGGCACUGAUUUGCCCAAGGCCCCACAGUGAGCCAGUCAAGCGUGUCUGAGUCAGAACCGCGGCUCCUGCUGCGGUGGCCUGCGGCGUGUGGGAGGCCGCGCCCCUCCUUGGCCGAGGCUGUGGGCCCCGGCGUGUGCUCAGUGCACCAAGGCCGCGCCGGCCCACUCAGCCCGCACCGGCGCCAGCCCUGCUGCCAUGGGUGCGUUGUUCUCGCUAAGCGCUUUUGAGUGAGAUGGUGAGGGCAAGGUGAGUGCGAGGCUGCAGUGCAGGGCACGUAGUAGGUGUGCAAUAAAUGCACGUGGGAUGUGAAGGAAUGCGGGCGAGAGUGCAGCUGGCGUCAGCGUGCCCGCCUAGCCCGGGUCGUGCUCCCUGGCCCGGGCCUGGUCCUCAUUUCCCUGUGGCGCAGGCACAGCCGUGGCCCCGGGGCAGGACGACACGGGGCAGGGAGCGGGCGCGGAGGCAGUGAGGGGCAGGAGCCGGCUCCCUGACGCCGAGCAGCUGGCGUGCAGGGCUGAGGCUAACGAGACAUGAUUGAAUGGGGUGGAUGAAACCCGGCACCUCGGGUGAGACCUGAGCAGGCACUGCCCAGAGCUGCCGAGGCCGGGCGCGGGUGCCCGGGCUGCCCGGCAGUGUGUGUGAAGGGGCCUGGGGCUUUGGUUGGCAUCUAGGACAAGGUGAGGACACAGCGCCGGCGCACACCUGGCCACGUCAACAGGAGCCGGGCGCUGGAGGGCCUCUGGUGCGAUCCUCGCCGGCCGUGUUAGGCUGAUGCAGGUGACACGUUGUAAGAGGGACCUUGACAGCCAGCUGGACCUGGGGCAGCUGCACCCAAGGGUGGGAGGGACCCGACACCUGGCACAGGAAGAGCAGGUGGAGGACAUGGGACUGUUCAGCUUGGGUAAGUGGCGUGAUGACAGAUCAGCAGGUAUCGGAAGGGCCUUUGUGGGGUAUAGGCCUUGUCCCCAGUGGCUCCAGGCAGCAAGUUGGGACUUAUGAACAGAGGCAUAAGGAGCCAGAAUUGGCUUUGUGAUAGAAGUUUCCAGCAAUCAGAGCUGUUCAGGAAGGGAAUAGUAGCUUCCGGUGGGCGCUGAGCCCUGCCACAGGAUGUCUGCAAGUCGUGGGAGGUCAUCUCUGCACGGAUCCUACAGAGCCUGGUGGUGCCAAGAGCUCAGGCUGGCCGGGGCUCCUGGCUGUGUGGUAUUGGGCACGUCACUGCACCUCUCUGAGCCUCAGUUCCUCGUCUGUAAAUUGGGAGGCCUAAGAGGGUCAUGCGGCUAACAGGGAGGCUCGGUGUGUUUCUUGCCAUGGCAUGAGCACCCCAUGGGGGUCCUCUUCUGAUACCUAACACCCUGACUCGGGGCUGGCGGGGACUCCAGGGCCUCCCCCAUCCCCAGCCUGAGCUCUCAUUGCACACCGCGUGCCGAGCACCGCUGUGUCCGACUGUGCUCUGGGCGCGGGGUGACAGCACUGAGCAAGACCAGGUCCUGCUUUGCUUUCACGCUGGGGGUGGGCUAAGAGGGGGUGAUGAGGAAGGACUAAAUCAUGUCCGUGUGGAGUGCUGCGAGGGGACCAAAGCCAGGGUCGGGUGACGGGUGAGUAGAUGUGGUGGCAGGGAAGGGGGUGGGGUGGGAGCAGUUGAGCAGAGAACUGAAUGGAGAGCCCGCAGUGGGCUGUGGGGAUGCUGGGGGAAGAGCAUUCAGGCAGGGAGAACAGCACGUGCAAAGGCCUGAGGUGGGGUGUGCCGAGGGCUGAGGAGCACAGCUGGCCUGGAAUCAGGACUUCUGACCCACGGAGGAGUCGGAGUGUCUCCAGGCUUGCUCGGGCUUUCACACGUUUCUCUGAUAGGGAGGGCAAGAAACCCACCAGAUGGCCAGUGCAUGGCCGGUCCUGCUGUGGCCCAGCCCUCUGGAGAGCUCUGUGAAAGCAGAGGCCCCAGUUUUCUUAUCUGUGCAAUGGGCUAAGAGCACCAGCCUGCAGGGUUGAUAUGAGAUUUAAGGGGCAUGAGAUAUCAGACACAAACAGGCCAGAGAGGCUCCUUAAUGUGCCCGAUGUCACACAGCUCAGCAUCCAAUCCCAGGACUCUUUGCCCUCAAAGUCCCUGCCCUGCAGCUGGGCCUGAUUGAAAUACAAAUGGUUAACUUACCAAAGGGUAGAUCAGCAGCCAAGGUAUAAUUAUCCCAUUUUACAGAUGAGAAACUGAGGCCCAGGGCAGCCUGCCCAGGAACCCCAGUGAGGUGGAGGCAGCAGCAAGACCUAGUGCCUAGCCCCCUGGCCUGGGUCUCUGCCCCAAGGGGGUGGCAGGCUUUGUCCCUGAGGCCAGAGUGGUCUCUGGGCCCGCUGGCCUGGUGCUGCAUUUCCAACAGAGAGGUGAGGCGCUGCCUGCCCGAGAGUGCUGGCUGGACCCCAGGAGUCCCCGGUCUUCCUAAUCCUGGGUAAUGGCAUUGAUACAGCCAGUGACAAUGACACCUCGGGGAGCCUGGGCCAGCCUGGCCCAGGGAAGAGCCUGUGCCAGGGCCUAUCAGCUGCUGCAAAUGAGAUUUCCCCGGCUGAGCCUCACGUCCCUGCUCCUGGGAGGCCGGAUACAGACUGUACCUCCCUCACCCUCUCCCCGGAGCUGACCUGUGUCACCGAAGGAGUGUGGCUGUAUGAGCAGGAGCCCAGGGCGGUGCAUUUGUGGGUCCUCCUGCUCUGCACAGAGUGUGUUGGCCUCCACCGUGCCUUAGGGUUUUGUAGGAGCCCUGGGUGGCUCUCACCUUGUCACAUGGGGAGAAACUGAGGCUCAGAGAGGGCCUGUCUGAGACUCAAACACGGUCUCAGAGCUGGUCAGGCCACGUUGUCCCUGCUGACCUCGCUGCCCACAUCUCCGGCUCUCAUCCACCCCACCUCGCUCCGUCCAUGCUCUCCCCCAGCCGGGGAGCGGCCGAGCCACGGAGCCCUCCACACUCCACGGUGCAGGGAGGGCUCUCCUGGGGGCGGAGAGGCCAGGCCUCCCCUCUGGCUAGGGAGCUUGGUGGGCAGCCGGUAGUGGGGGACAUGGGGGGAUGUGACCCCAGGGUUCAGUGCGGGUGAAAAAGGUUGUGAAGUAAUAGCGACAAAACCCACACCGACAACAGCUGCCCUUCGCAGAGCCCAGCACCGAGCUUGGCACUUCGUGCACCAGAGCUCACUGCACCCUCACAGCUCACCCCCUUCCUGGUGAGGAAACUGAGGCCUAGGCCUGGUGUCCCAGGUUGGCUGGCAGCGAAGCCCUUGUUGGGACAUGGUAAGAUCCCGGAAGGGACUUGGAGUUGGCAGAUCAGGAUCUGUCACUGGCACCUGGGUCCUGAGCCUGAGCUGCUACCAACUUGGUGUAGGACCCUCCCUCUGUCCUGCCCUCAGUUUCCCCUCUGAGAGGGGCUCCAGCUCUGGGACUUCAGGAUUCUGAGUCCACAGAUGGGCCAGGGAACCUGUGGCACCUGGGCGGGAAGGGCACAAAACCAACUGGAGCUACUGGCAGCUGAUUGUGACCGGAGGCCUGGAGAGGGUGGCAUCUGCCCAGAGUGACCCAGGAGCGUGUGCCCAGCUUUGUUCUCAGAGCAGCAAGUGCCUGCUGGGCUUCACUGACUCCUCUCCCUCUGCUCUGCCCAAGGACGCCCCUGUAAGAGGGGACAUCCUACAGUGUGUAGCCAGCAGACCAGGGACCUGCGGGAGAUUCCUGGAUACCAUGAUGCCCCCUGGGCUUGCCACAUUCCUUUUUUCUGUGGUGGAAGGAGAGGGACCCUUAAGAGUGGUGCUGGUGGGCACUUGGCACUUGUCAGGGGUACAGGCUCUUGCAGUGGGGGCAGGGUCUGGUGAGGCCGGGGCAGCCGGGGGCACUGCUAUGAGGUCGGGAACACGGCACCCGCAAACACCUGCUUCCUGCAUGGCUGUGCCCCUCCCCGGCUGCGUGGCGUGGGCUGGUGCCACUGAGGCCCUGCGCGGAAAAGGCCUCUGCUCGCAACAGCUGCUCCUGCCCCCUGCUCCCUCUGGGCUGGUCACAGGCUGCAUCUCGGUGGCUCAGCCAGACCCGGUGUCAUCUGUCUCCCUGGCCCCUGGGGGGCUGAGGGCAGCAGGUGUCCAUGUCCCUCACCCCGUCUGUCAUGUGUGUCACUGCGAUCGGUUCCUCGACCUUGGGCGAGUCCUCUAUCUCUCCCUUGCUCUGCCGCUCCUGCUCGCUGGCCGUAGUGUUGCUGUCCUGUCCUCAGCGCUCAGCUCCUCUCCAUCCCUGUGUGUCAGCCCUGGGGUGUGGGGUGGUGCCUGUGUGUGGGAGGAUCACCCUCAUGGGAGGAGGGGGAGGGUGUGACUUUGCCCAUUUGGUCCCUGGGACCCCAGGCCUGAGAACACCGGGCUGGCGCCCCCCUGCCCACUCCGUGAGUGGGUGAGCGGCUGGGUGGGGGCCAAGUGCUGCUGUCAGCACCUUCUCGACCUCUGCUUCCCCUCCCGGGCUGUGUCAAGCCUCGACGGGCUGCAGGCAGGCAGCCCGGGGACGGGGACAGGGCGGCUGACGCACUCGGGACAGGGUGAUGGAAACCUUCUCCCCUCCUUGGUCUGAGUCACAGGGGAGAGUGGGAGCUGGGCCGUGGCCCAAGGCAUCCUGGGAACCACAAGGAAGAGGAGAGAGGGCCAGGGGCAGGGUCACCUUGAGGGCUCAGGUGGCAGAGCUCAGAGUGGCUGGGUGGGGGCACAGAGGGUCCUACCCUGGGCCAUUUGGGCAAGGCAGGGCUGGGGAGGCCUGGCAGCCUGGGCCCCUUCUCCUGCCCCUGUCCCUCUGCCCUGGGCCACCUUGCACCCCGGCAGGGCCCGGCUCUCCCAAGGCCCCUGCCAGCUUGGUCUCCCAGCACGGGGCCUGGCUGAGGAGGCCUGGCUGGUGGUCUGAGCAACUCCGAUCUGAGGAGGGGGCUGGAGGUGGGAGCACAUAUGCACACAGACAUGCAUGUGCAACACACGUGUGCUUAAACAUGUCAACUAUGGUAUAGGUGGGUGCCUGUGUUCCCUGGUGUGCCCCCGACACACAUGUUCCCGCUCCUCCACACGCGAGCAUGUGUUCCUGUAGCUGGUGCACAGGACGUGCACUGCACAUACGUGUGCACACGCGCCUGCUGCACAUUGCCUGCUCGUACGCGUCAGCACACCCCUGCACCGGCACGCUGAGCCACCUGCGUGUGCACCUGCAUACAAAUGCAGUCCCCGGACAUUCCCUGGCGGGGAGGAGGGGCCGCACUGGAGCAGACAGGGCUCUCUGACAGGCCGGCUCACGCGUCCCUGAAGCAGCGAGCGUAGAGGCUCAGCCUCCUCCAGUGCAGCCUUUUGGCCUGUGGGAGGGGAAGCUGCGGUCCAGAGAGGGGCAGAAGUGGCCUAGGGUCCCCAGGAGCCAGCAGGCCAUGUUGGACAGGAGCUGAGACCUGUCUCCAGCCCUGAGACCUUUGCCUGGCACAGCCAAGGACAGAAUGCUGUUUGCUGCCUGGGCUCCCCUUCCUGCCCGGCUGCCUCCGCCACCCCCCGAGCUGGUCGUGCAGGGCACCAGGAGGUGAGAGGCAGACUCGAAGGUCCCAGUGGGUCAUCUAGAUGCUCUGCUCAUCUGCCACCUCCUUGGCAGAAACAGCUUGCCUUGGACUUCCUCCGGCUUCUUCCCCCACCCCGCUUUCCUUCCCUCUGUUCCAACCCUCUGGAGCUCAGUGCUGUAAAUUGGUUUUGCUUUCACGGCAAAGGUUCGGAAUUUUUUUCCAAGCACUCUCUUUCCUGGAGUUUCCCAGGAGGAGGAGCAGGAGGCGGAGGUGGCACUUGUGAACAGUCUCCAGCUUUCUCUGUCCAAAUGUGGAUUUCUCAGGCCUCAUCUUCACAUCCCUGGCCCCUGCCUGGGGCAAAGGGCGGAGCACUGGGAUCUCUGUAGUCGAGAGCACAGGGGGGCGGCUGGGGCUGGGUUCUGGUCAAGCAGCUGUGUCCAGCCUGCUGGGCAACCUGGGCGAGUCUCCCCUGGGCCUGGGGCUCAGUUUCCCCACUUAGAAGGUGAGGGUUGAUGAGAUGGUCUGUGAGCUGUGACCCAUGCCCCCUCUGCAUUUUGGGGAUGGGCAGCAUGAGUCACCUGUUUUUUCCCCGUCAGAUGGGCUGGACAAGAACCUGGCCUCCACUUUACAGAUGCGGAAAUAGACUCAGAGAGGUGGUAUGUUUACCUGGCUGGUCGGCGCGCUGGUCGGGCUCCGGGCCUCCUGACUCCUGGCUUGGGCUCACGUGGUUUGGGAGCCUUGAUCCUGGCCCAGGCUGUGCUGUGUUACUUGGAGCAACUCCCUGUCCCUCUCUGGGCCUCUGACUCUCCAGCCAUGGAAAGGGAUGUGGGGCUUCAGCCAUUCUGUUCCAGAGGCCUGAGGCCCCCCUACAGCAGCCAGGUGCUCCUUGGGAAAGCACUUUUGGGAGAUGCUACUGGGAGUGCCUCUGGUUUCCCGGGCUCUUGUCCCCUCUUUCCCUGGGCUCUGCUCUCCUGUGGGAUGAGCUCUCCCAGGCCCUCCCCCUGCAGGAGACCCUGGCCUCUGCCUCCCCCAGCUUGGAGGGGCCCACAGCCGAGAUGCUCUUCUCCCCCUCCCCCAUGGAAGCUGAGACAAGGGAAUUAUUUUUGGAACAAGAGCAGUUACACAACAAAUGAAUUAUUUAUCUUUGGGCAUGGAGGAAAGGAGGCAUUUUGCUGGGCUGCUUAAUCCUUUAUCUGGAUUUGGGGGUGUCCACUUGGGAACCAGGUGCCGAUGGGUCUCUCCCUUCCUGCCCCCGUCUCUCUCGCUCCCCCUCAGUGCUGCACGCUCCAGCCUCCUGUGGGAAUCGUCUGAAGCUCUGAGCCCAGAAGCCAAGGAGGAAGCGGAGGAAGAGGGACAGGAAGUCAAGCCCCGAGAAGCUGUGCUACUUCCCAGCAGGAGACAAGGCCUCUGUCCCUCCUGGGUCACCUGCUCCAGCACCCCAGGAGGCCCCCAGCAGUUGGCACUGGCCGUGCCCGCCUCGCCUGGGGCCCCUGUGCUGGGGGUCGCCCCCAAGAUGGUGGCGGCCCCGGGGAGGACUGUGCUGCCAGCCCCAGCCUCCAGCCACUAGGCCCCCAGCGUCCCGGCCCCUCACCCUGAGCCCGGCCGUCGGGGGGGCGAGGCCAGCGCCAUGCUGCGCCUGGGGCUGUGUGCGGCGGCGCUGCUGUGCGUGUGCCGGCCGGGCACCGUGCGCGCCGACUGCUGGCUCAUUGAGGGCGACAAGGGCUACGUGUGGCUGGCCAUCUGCAGCCAGAACCAGCCGCCCUACGAGACCAUCCCGCAGCACAUCAACAGCACCGUGCACGACCUGCGGCUCAACGAGAACAAGCUCAAGGCCGUGCUCUACUCCUCGCUCAACCGCUUCGGGAACCUCACCGACCUCAACCUCACCAAGAACGAGAUCUCCUACAUCGAGGACGGCGCCUUCCUGGGCCAGUCGAGCCUGCAGGUCCUGCAGCUGGGCUACAACAAGCUCAGCAACCUGACGGAGGGCAUGCUGCGCGGCAUGAGCCGCCUGCAGUUCCUCUUCGUGCAGCACAACCUCAUCGAGGUGGUCACGCCCACCGCCUUCUCCGAGUGCCCGAGCCUCAUCAGCAUCGACCUGUCCUCCAACCGCCUCAGCCGCCUGGACGGUGCCACCUUCGCCAGCCUGGCCAGCCUGAUGGUGUGCGAGCUGGCCGGCAACCCCUUCAACUGCGAGUGCGACCUGUUCGGCUUCCUGGCCUGGCUCGUGGUCUUCAACAACGUCACCAAGAACUACGACCGCCUGCAGUGCGAGUCGCCGCGGGAGUUUGCCGGCUACCCGCUGCUGGUGCCCAGGCCCUACCACAGCCUCAACGCCAUCACCGUGCUCCAGGCCAAGUGCCGCAACGGCUCGCUGCCCGCCCGGGCUGUGAGCCACCCCACGCCCUACUCCACCGACACCCAGAGGGAGCCCGACGAGAACUCGGGCUUCAGCCCCGACGACAUCCUUUCGGUGGAGCCACCGGCCUCGUCCACCACGGAUGCGUCCACGGGGCCCGCCAUCAAGCUGCACCAUGUCACCUUCACCUCGGCCACCCUGGUGGUCAUCAUCCCACACCCCUACAGCAAGAUGUACGUCCUGGUCCAGUACAACAACAGCUACUUCUCCGACGUCAUGACGCUCAAGAACAAGAAGGAGAUCGUGACGCUGGACAAGCUGCGGGCGCACACUGAGUACACCUUCUGCGUGACCUCGCUGCGCAACAGCCGCCGCUUCAACCACACUUGCCUGACCUUCACCACGCGGGACCCCGUGCCGGGCGACCUGGCCCCCAGCACCUCCACCACCACCCACUACAUCAUGACCAUCCUGGGCUGCCUCUUCGGCAUGGUCAUCGUGCUGGGGGCAGUUUACUACUGCCUGCGCAAGCGGCGCAUGCAGGAGGAGAAGCAGAAGUCCGUCAACGUCAAGAAAACCAUCCUGGAGAUGCGCUAUGGGGCCGACGUGGACGCUGGCCCCAUCGUGCACGCCGCCCAGAAGCUGGGCGAGCCCCCUGUACUGCCCGUGUCCCGCAUGUCCUCCAUCCCCUCCAUGAUCGGGGAGAAGCUGCCCGCCGCCAAGGGGCUGGAGGCCGGGCUGGACACGCCCAAGAUGGCCACCAAAGGCAACUAUAUCGAGGUGCGCACGGGCGCGGCCGGGGACGGCCUGCCUCGGCCUGAGGACAACCUCCCGGACCUUGAGAACCAGGGCUCGGCCGCGGAGAUCUCCACCAUUGCCAAGGAGGUGGACAAGGUCAACCAGAUCAUCAACAAUUGCAUCGAUGCCCUCAAGCUGGACUCAGCCUCUUUCCUAGGGGGCAGCGGCGGUGGUGGGGAGCCCGAGCUGGCCUUUGAGUGCCAGUCCCUCCCUGCAGCCACUGCCACCUCCUCGGCUGCUGCCCCUGCGGCGCUGGAGCUGCCCAGCUUCCUCUCGCCCCCGUACAAGGAGAGCUCCCACCACCCGCUGCAGCGCCAGCUGAGCGCUGAUGCCGCCGUCAGCCGCAAGACCUGCAGCGUGUCGUCCAGCGGCUCCAUCAAGAGCGCCAAGGUCUUCAGCCUGGACGUGCCUGACCACCCAGCCACCCCGGGGCUGGUCAAGGCUGACUCCAAGUACAUCGAGAAGGGCAGUCCCCUCAACAGCCCGCUGGACCGGCUGCCGCUGGUGUCCGCGGGCAGCAGCGGGGGCAGCAGUGGGGGCGGGGGCGUCCACCACCUGGAGGUGAAGCCGGCCUACCACUGCAGCGAGCACCGGCACAGCUUCCCCGCGCUGUACUACGAGGAGGGCGCCGACAGCCUGAGCCAGCGCGUGUCCUUCCUCAAGCCGCUGACCCGCUCCAAGCGUGACUCCACCUACUCACAGCUCUCCCCCAGACACUACUACUCAGGGUACUCCUCCAGCCCCGAGUACUCAUCUGAGAGCACGCACAAGAUCUGGGAGCGCUUCCGGCCCUACAAGAAGCACCACCGGGAGGAGGUGUACAUGGCCGCUGGCCACGCCCUGCGCAAGAAGGUCCAGUUCGCCAAGGACGAGGACCUGCACGACAUCCUCGAUUACUGGAAAGGGGUCUCAGCCCAGCAGAAGCUGUGACCCUCUUCUCCCCGGUGAGGUCGCAGCUGGAGGGGUAGGCCGCUGGGGGAAGGGCCCGGGCGGCCGGGGCGGGGCAGACCGGGGGCCGGGGCCGAGAAGGGGACGCACACGCACACCCGCACGCACGCACCAUGCACACACCUGACCACCACCUGACUGUGAACAAACCAACAUCCGACAAUAACGGACAGGAAAACAAAGACACAUUUUCCUUAAAGUUUACAAACUGAUACCGAAACCAGUCGUCUUUACUGUGCUGCCCAGGGACUCUGCUGGGGUGUGCGGGGCUGGGGGGCGGUGGUGGAUAAGCAAGGAAGCCAGAAGAGGGUGUCGGGUCUGGGGCUAGGGCCAGGUUUGGGGCCCAAAGAGACUGGAGUAGAGAGAGACCGAAGCCCCUCUGGGGCAGGAGAGGCCCCCAGCUGGGGGAUGGGUCACUUUUAGAUUGGGCACCAGAUAAACAUCGGGCAUCAUUUCCCUCCACUUAGGGGUGGGGAAACUGAGGCCCAGGGAAGGAAGUGUGAACCCCGGGUCCUGCAGGAAGUUAGGCCCAGAGCUGUCCUCGGACCCCAGCAGCUCCCUGUGCCCCCCAUCCUCCCACCACCCUCUUCCGAAGCUGUGGUCUCCUGGGGCUGAGGGACUUGAGAAUCAGGCAGGUGCUUUUCCUUUCUAGAAAGCCCUACAGCAGUGCUCAGAGUGUAGAGCUGUGAUUCCUAGUCCUGGGGGCCCUGGGAGAGGAGAGGGGUCCUGCUGACAGAAAAGGAGCCCAGGCAAAGGGACAUCCCAUCAACCCCCUUCAAGUGUCUUCCAGGGGGCCUGGGGAGUGGUCUGUGGGGUCUGAGGAGAGGGGUGUGUGGUGAGCAGGCCGGCUCCCACGGCAUCUCAGGUGCAGGCCCCCGCACCCCAGCCCCCAGCUUCCCUGGUCCUCCGAGACCCCUACCCACCCCAGAAGGGCAGCAGUGCACUGUGAUGCGGGGUGGGGGGCAGGGGCGGCUGUAAUGGGGACUCGCUGCCUGGGCCCCACAUCCUGGUAUCUCGGGCAGGUCCCAGCCUGCCCAGGGGCAGGAGGGCUUUCCCACCCACCUAUCUUGGUGGCCCAUCCCUGCCUCACCCCCUGGCUGGAGGGGCUCCCGUGUUUCCAUGGAAAUGGCCACGCCCCCUUUCUGACCCCUACCCAACAUCCAACAAAGCACAAACAGUGAGGUCCCCGCCUGCAGGGGUGGGGCACCCCUCCCCCUCCUAGCCACCUCUGUUGCCAUGGCAACCCGGUGCCUGGCAGUUGGUGCCCAGAGCAACCGUUGGGCUCUGGGGCUGCUCUCAGUGUGGGUGGCAGAGGGGUGAGGGCAGGGAGGGCUGGGCGACACUGCCUGUCUCAAGAGCAGGGGCUUCCUGGGGCCAGGGCAGGAGGGCAAAUUUAGGUCUUGAGACGGUGGGGUCUUGGACUGUCAAGAUCUGAGGGGCCAGAGUCCAUCACUCCCUCACGUUAGGGUGGGAGAUGGGCCAGUGGGGGUGGGCACGGCCUACUGGGCAUCUUUGCCGCCUGCCCACAUGCCCCUGGGCUCCCCCAGGCUCAGGAUGUGGGGAGCCCUCAGCUCUCCCCUGUCCCUGCCAGAGACCUCCAGCUCCUGGCCUGUUGCCCACAUGGGUGUCUGAGGGGUAUCAGGGGUGUGGCCUGAGGAGUGAGGGUGGACUGGGGUGGGACCAAGACCUGUACUGGGGGGCUUUGACCAGGCGAGCUAGUGCCAUCCCUUCGGGGGGGGGGCUCCAGACCCUCCCACUGGGCUGGGCGUGAGGAGGGCGGCAGGGCUCUCCCACACCUGCUCUGGGUGGGCCAAGCCCAGGGCUCCCUUUGGGGGGGGUGACAUUUGCAAAGAAAAGACUGUUCUCCUGGGGAGAAGAGGGGAGGGGCCUGGCACAGAUAUGCAUAGCAGACCUCCCCCAGCCCCCCAAAACCUGCCCCACUCCUCACACCCAGUCGGCACAACUGAGAGAAGCAGGCGGGCAGAGAAGCCAGCGGUGUGAGAAAGCAGAUUCCCUGUUAUAUUUGCAUGACGAUUUUACUGUAUUUUUCUGAGCAAACAUCUGUCGUGUAUGUGCCAGUUUGUCCAGACUCCCCCGCCUUCCCCCCCGCCACCCUCCUUUCCCAAAUCCCUCUGUUUUGAUCUGACGAGCAGCUCUUGAAACCCAGGGAGGGGCCAGCUCUGCAAAAUACCUAAAACAGGUGCCACCAAGACACAGCCCUGCCCCACACCCACCUCCCAUCUUUCUGGGCCUUGAGCCCACAAGUGCCACCCCCCAUCCAUCCACUGCCACCUCCCCUGCCCUGGGUCCAGCCCUUUCCCCACCUGGGCCAGGGCGGGCAGCCCAGGGACACUCCAAGAGCUCAUCUCCCAGCAGGAGGGAUGUGAUGAUCCUCUUACUGUCCCACUCGUUCCCAUUUUGCAGAUGAAGAAGUCAGGGCCCCCAAAGAGGGGUCUGUCGAUGUGGCCAGCCAGGUGGGGAGGGCAGUCACACUGCUGAGUACAGGAGGCCAAGAGCUUGAGGCUUCGUGGGAGGCUUUAUGGCAGGCUUGGGGCCCCAAGGGAGGACCCAUGGCAGGAAGGAGCCUGGCGUUGGCAGGGCCUCACUGGAGGUGGGGCUGCCCCCAGGGAGGGCUCUGUCCUUGCCGGUUCCCCAUCCUUCCUGGUUGAAAAUGACCGAUAAAAGCCUCAACUGUCUACCUGCAGGGGAAGGGCCCCAUCUUUACCUGAGGACCCUGGCACUCUAGGAGGUGAACUGACCUGCAGGAUGUAGGUCGCAUGGUUCCUUGUGAGGCAGAGCCAGGUCCCCAGCUGCCCAGGCCAGGCCCCUUUGGGGAAGAGCCCACCUGGAGGCUCUCCUGUGUCCUGCCUCCCGUUCAGGAUGAGUUUUCCCCAGUGGGAGCGAAAUAUUCGCAAAAGAUGAAUGACCGUCUCCACCGGGGAGUCUGGCAGAGGCCCUGUGUUUGUCAUGGUGAUGGGCACAGUGGGCCUGGGCAGGCGGGAGGGAAGGGGGGCUGGUAGGUGGGGGAGCAGCCAGAGGUGUGGGCGCUGCACCCUGGACCCCCCGAAUGCGGUUGCGCCUGGCCUGCCCGGCCCUAUCAGAGCUGUCCUUUGAAGCCUACUCCUGGGAAGUGGCACAGAUGUGGCCACUCUCUCCUGGAGGGCACGGUAGGCUCAGCUAACCCUUUUUUGGAGCUAAUGACCUUCCAGAAGCAAAAAGUGGAGGUUGGUGGGAAUAAAGCUCAGUCUGGUGUGGACACCUCCUCAGGGGCCCUGGGCUGGCAUCUCCCUGCCCAGGAGGGGUUUCUCUCUGCCCACCAGGGCCCCUUACCUCUGCACCCCUCCUGGGGGCAGCCCGUGCCGGGAAAGGGCUGGGAGGGGUGGGGGUGGGGGUGGGACACCCACUGGGGAAGGCCAGGCCUGAGGAGCCUCAGAGAGGCACCUGGGGAGCAGGGUGGAGAGUCUGGGGCUGGCCAAGGGCCACCCAAGUUCCCAACUAGAAGUUGGUCACCCGCUCCACUCCACUCCUGGAAAUUUAGCUGAGGGGGAAGCUGAGGAGCAGGAAAGGAAAGGAAAUCUUCUAGGGCCAAGAUGGGACAGGCAGUAGGGAUGACAGUGAUGGGUCCCAGCUUAUAAGGGGCCUAAAAAAGCAAAGGGACAAGCACGGAAUGUUCCCCAGUGAGGGCAGGUGGGUUCUGUGGAGAAUUAAAACAAGGUGAUGGGGGCAAGGGCUAGGUGGUCAGGGAGGUCCCUCAGAGGAAGUGACAGGUGGCCCAGCUCUGAGUGACAGGAGGAGCCAGAAGAUGGCCAGGCAUGAAAAUAAGACUGGAGGGAGAGGGGCUGCCCUGGCCACUGUCCCACCAGUGCCUCCUCUGGUCACCCCACCACCUGCCCGCCUGGGUGGGUGGGGCAGGGCAUGGGAGGAGCAGCGACCGGGCCUUACAGGGUGGGCUGUGCAAAGGGCACCGCGCCUGACCCUGGGGCCACACUGCUGCUCUGGCCCUCAGCCCCGGAGAGGGGAGCUUCUCCAGCCCUGAUGCUCAGAUUCCUCCAUCCUGGUUCCCCCUCCCCUCCCCGUAUCCCCCCAAGACAGAACCAGUAUUCACACUGCUCGCCUGGCCUCUCCGGGCUGCCUCAGGCCCCCCCACUGCAGGGAGAGGAAGAGGGGGCCCGGCAGGGUGGGCCAGGAGGGUCUGGGCCUCCUCUCCCUUCCCCUGCCCCUCUGCCAGACAAGCACAGGUUGGGGCGGGGCUUGGCGUCCUGGCAGCGGUGGCCGCUUCCCUCUGUCCCCCUCCGUCCCCUUCCCUGCCCCAUCAGGAGCCGCCAGCCCCCAAGGGUGCUGCGGUUUGGCACCUGGUUUGGGUCCUGCAGAGCCGGCCCGAGGCCCUGGACUCUGAACCUGUGAACCCUAGCUGUGUAUGGACCUUUCCUCCCCCGGGGGGCCUUGAACCCUCUCCUUUUCUUCUUUUGGGGGGGUAACUUCGUUUAUUUUCUCUUCCCUACAUCUGCCUCCCCCCACCCCCUGAUUUCCUGUUUUAAACUGAAUGGCACGAAAUUGUUUUCCUCAACUCGGAGAUUCCUGUAUGGAGAGAAUCAAUUUCUAUAUUUGCAAUAAAUUUCUUAUUUAAAACUACGGGGCCAAGGUCUGUAUUGAAUCACCCCAGCCCCAGCCCCGCUGCCCCUGGACUACCGGCCGGUUUCUGGCCCCUUUCCCCACUUCCCUUCUCGACGGGAGCCUGGGGCUCAGGCUGAGGCUGUGGGAUGCAGUGGUCGCUGCCCACUGUCAAGGGAAAAAGAAAGGGUCUGCCAGACGGAGGACGGGCCUGCAGGGACUGCAGGAUCGCUGUGCUCCCAGCACCACACAGGCCUGGCUGGCUGGGGGCCUCACAAAAACCUGGAAGCCCCCUUGCCCUUCGUCCUCUCCCCUCUCCUGCUGUCCUAGCCUCCCUCACCCCUGUGUGGAGACAGGGCACCCUGUGGGGCAUCCCGGGGUCCCAGCUGCUCCCCAGGGCAAGGUCCUCUAGUUAAUGACCACGACUCUAGCUUCUCAGAGGCUGCCCCUCCUGCUCCUGCUUGGGUGGGUCCAGGUCUCUGAGGGACCCUCUGAGCCUCCCCUUAGCCCGGCCCAGGCAGCCUGUCCUGGGCCCCUGGCCUGCCCCAACCCUGUGUCGUCCUCCCAUCUGCGGCCCCUCUCUCCACAGCGAGGAACCAGCCCUGCUGCUCCUCACAGUCAAGAGAUGAGCCUUGUCUCUCUGGUCGUCAGCCAGGGACCUCGGCUGAACUGCCCAAGGCCUCGAUCAGGUGGCUCUGGAGCCCACUGCUGGCCCCAGCCACCUGCUUCCUAGAGCCAGAGCCCUCCUGCCUUUGCUCAGACCCCUGCUCUCCAACUGCUACAAACUCCUCCUCUGGAAAGCCCUGGAUUCCGCCUGGAUCUCUGUGGGGAAACUUUGAGUGCACUCCCGGGUCUGAGCUACCGCCGUGAGAGGUGUCACACCGUGGCACUCAGCAGCUCAGCCCCGGAUCAGUGGGAACUGUGCCCUGGAGGCUCUGGGGGCCUGCAGGGCUGUCCUGCUCCCUGCCUGCCUCCAUUGGAGUUGGUUGGACUGUGUGGACUGACCGUCUGGGAUGGCCGGGGCUGGGGACCACACCCUUCUCCUGCCCGAGCUCCAGCUGGCCUCCUGUCCCCUCCCAGUGCCCUCGCCCAGGCUGGGUGCAGCUGUUCCCAGGGGGCUGGAGCCUGGCCACCGUCCCCCCCUAGCUCUGCUCCCUGGCUGUUCCAGCAGUGGCCCCAUCCUCCCUCCUGAGGGAUAUCCCCUAUGAACCUGCACCAUGGGAGGAGGAGGAGGCAGAGGAACAGGCACAGCCGAAGGCUCUGUCACCUCAGGCCCUAUAGCCAGGGCUGCCCUGCAGUCCCCAGCCUGACUCAGGCUCCAGGAUACCCCUGCCCACUCAACUUCCUGUGACACUUUGCCUUCCUGUGACACUUUCUCUUCAUCAGCAUCGGUUUUUUUUCUGGAAGGGUUAAUUUUAUUCCCUAGAAAGCUAAGAUGUGACCAAAGCUGUACAUGAGUCCGGUGGUCAAGGCCCAGGCCCUGCCCCUUGGGUUGGCCUGAGGCCUCUGUUAGGGGACACUGCAGCUCCUGGGCAUUUGGAAGCAUCAAGGAUGGGUUGGCUUUGUGUGCGGGAAUCCUGUGUCAGUUCUCAGGCUUAAAAAUUAACUUUUAUUCACUAACAUAAACACAAACAUCCUUAUGUUUAAUUUCAACACAAAAGUUAUUCUACUUAUAAAUCUAGCAAAUUUAAACAAGCACAUUUAAGGGGGAUCUGGCUAAUUUUGGGCCCAUGUUUCAAAUGUAGUUAAGGGAAUGUCCUUACCUACCCCAAACUGUAUACGUUUUGUAUAUCUGCUUUCCUUUUUACAUACUUCAGUUAUUUGAAGAACAGGUGAAACCUGUGACCCGAUAAAUUCUCACUUAUUCCUGUGGUGACUCUGGGUUCCUGUCAUGUCCCAAUAGCUUUAACACAUGAGCCUCAUAUCGAGGAAAAUCACAGUUCGGAAUGAAUUCCUUAUACGAAAUAUUCGACUCAAAGCUCAAGCAGACUCUGGUGUUUUAAUAGCAAAUACCUGAACCACUAAAUAUGCCCUUAUUUCAUAACACAAAAUAUUGACUAUAAAAAAGUGACUUGCUUGUUUUGUGCCUAAUCCUAAUUCUUCCUGGGGCAAAGGGGUGUCCAUCCAGUGAUAAGACCAAUGUCUCCCGAUUGGGGUCCACUGUGGGGGCAAUUUUGGGGAAAACCUCUGUGGGCUGGGCCCCGAUGAAUUGGAUAUUUCAGCUGGGGCAGGGGUCUGGGUGUGGUAGACAGGACUCCAAUUGCUGGGGGGACCCCACUUUGACCCUUUCUGUGUGGUGCCCUCUCCAUGGGGUACUCUGUCCCACCUGGGCCCACGAGCCAAGCUGCAGGUGUCUUGGUUCUUCUGUGUCCUCCAGGAAGUCCACAGUCCCACCUGUGACCUACCACCUGGGUGCUCUCCAGUCUGGGCUGCUUCCUUCUCCAGAUGCCUUAACGUCCCCCCACCUCAGUGGCUCCCACACUGGCAGGCGUUCACAGCACAUUUACCUGGCUCUGCCCGGCCUUGGUUUGAAGGUGUUCACAGUUCCAAGGUUAUGCUGGUGACCCUCGUAGCGGCUUGGCCAGGGAAGUUCCUUUUCUGUUUAGUUGCUUAGCUGAAUUCUCCUCUCUCAAUCUCCCCCCAGCCUCAGGAACAGCAACAUUUUUUUCUCCAGAGAUGUCCUUAAAAGAAGCCCUGUGCCUGCAGGUUUUUAAAAGGAUCACUGGGUCUCAGCUGGUUCUCAGAUGUCAGUCCCAAAAGGCAGGAUCCUAGGCACCCCAGCCCCCAGCUUCUCAGAGGCUGCCCCUCCUGCUCCUGCUUGGGUGGGUCCAGGUCUCUGAGGGACCCUCUGAGCCUCCCCUUAGCCCGGCCCAGGCAGCCUGUCCUGGGCCCCCGGCCUGCCCCUCCCCUGUGUCGUCCUCCCAUCUGCGGCCCCUCUCUCCACAGCGAGGAACCAGUCCACUGUGUGGACUGACUGUCUGGGAUGGCCGGGGCUGGGGACCACACCCUUCUCCUGCCCGAGCUCCAGCUGGCCUCCUGUCCCCUCCCAGUGCCCUCGCCCAGGCUGGGUGCAGCUGUUCCCAGGGGGCUGGAGCCUGGGCACCGUCUCCCCCUAGCUCUCUGCUCCCUGGCUGUUCCAGCAGUGGCCCCAUCCUCCCUCCUGAGACUCUACGAUCCUGAGUCUGGCCCAGGAGCACCUGGGGGGUUUCCUGCUUGCUCAGGAAUUCUUCUAGCUCUUCCCAGGCUGGGGAAUCCAGUUCCGAGUCGGACUCGUGCCCCACGCUACCCAGUGCCUCUGAGUACAGGCUCCAGCCGCAGCUUCUGGCCUCUGCGUCUGGGGUCUCCCCCGGGUAAUGGGCUGGCCUCACGCACUCCUUCAUGAGGCCCUUUACCUGCAGAGACCAGGUGGCUAUGUUAGCCCAAGGUGAAGGGCUCUGGUCCCCAACUUCACUGCGUUCCCAUCCCUGCACCUGUGAGUCCACCUGGGCCUGCUCUCUGGCCUUGCUCUUCUGCAGCUCAGCUGUGUCUCGGCCUGCAGGGCCCACCUCUCAGGAGGGGGCUGCGUUUCUGCCUUCCUCAUCACUCCUGCCUGGAGGGUGUCACGGCCUGACCCCAAGGGCCCAGCCUCCAGGCAUGGUCUGGCUGUCCCUCGAGCCUUGGGGCCCCUUCCCCUUCCCUAGGCCUGGAGUUCCAGCCUGUCCCUGUCCCCUCUCCUCAGGGUCCCGUCUGCUACCCCUGUUCCUGCCCAGUCCCGCCUCCCCAUGUAAGCCGGAAGCCCCCACCCCAAAUCUCCCUGUCUUGGCCUCCUCUAAAAUAGCCCUCACCUGCACGUCUGACAGCGGCUUCGGUCCUCACGGUUCUUGCCAAAGAAAGCAAGGCCAUGUGUGAAGGAGGCACUGGUGACAGCACUGGGGACACAGGCAGCCACAGCUUCUCAAUCCUUGUCCUCAAUCUUCCUGUCUCCACUUUUCCUCCUCCAGCGACGUCUCCUCCCCCACCACUCAGCUACCAGAAUCUACACCUGCCCAAGAGACAAAACCCCUCCACCUGCUCCCUCUCCUCACUCACUUUCACAAACAAUAUUUAUGGCCACCCGUGUGCUGGGCAGGAGCGAAUGCAUGCACUCCAGUCUGGGUUCUGUUGCAGAGAGCAGAAUUCUCUACAGCUGAAUAAGCAGGAAAGGACUCACGAGAGACCACCGAGUGGUGGACGGCAUCGUCGGGGAGGCCGAAGACCAGACGUGAGGGUGUGCUUUGAGGACUGACUUUAGAGUAACAGGGCAGAACUGGGCCACAGUGGCAGCAGCGUCACGGGUGCCCCAUGGGAGCUGGUGACGGGCUGCACACCCCUGUCCUAGGGCAGGGACGGUGGCUGCAGAAGCAGAGGCAUCCCAUCUGCCCGGUGCCUCCUUCCAAACCUCUGGAAGAAUAUCUGAUCUGUGCAGCCCAAGCCACAUCUGACCCUUGGCUUCAAGAAGGACUCGGCAGGGUGGUAUUUAGCUUUCCAGGCCCUGCCGGAGGCAGGCCAUGCCUCACAUCCAGUGCUGGGGGUCAGGCUAGGCGGCAUCUGACCCCCACGGCGGCCCGUCCCACGCAGGGGAGCUAGUCUACAUUUCGGGGAACGGGGUGAGAGACAGAAAUUCCCCCGCCCUGGCACAGCUCACCAGAGCAGGGCUGGGAUGGAACCCAAUCCGCUUUACUCUCCGGCUUUGCUUGUUGCUUUAUCUUCUCCCAGACAUCCCCUCGGCCAGGGGGGCCAAAGGCCUGAGUCCCAGGUUGGGCACCACACAAUGUCCCAACCUGUAGGUCUGCAGAGAGCUGAGGGACACCAGCCUUACAACAGGCCCAAGGCCUGGCAUGGCUCUCUCAGACCCUGCAUUCUGAUACUUGCUGCUGAAAUUCUGGUUACUUCUAAGAUAUCUGCUCCAAAUCCUUCAUUGAAAGAUGUGAAGAAUGAGCCCAGAAAAUAGGGCGUGGAGGGGAACGCCUUCCCCAGGUCGUGGGAAGCAUGGCACGGGAGGAUGGAGACCAGGUCUUGGGGUAGCAUAAUCAAUUUGGAUUAGACCCCAGAGAUGGGAGGGGGAGGAGGCAGGUGGGACUAGGGUCUAGAGGGGCCCUGCCACACACACGGGAGAGGUCUGUUCUGACCUUCCCCUAGCUCCCAGCUCCCCCCACAGGGUGAUGAGUCUGCAGGGUCCAUGUGCACGCUCAGACCCUCCCCACUUCUCAGCCAUGCUCUAAACACCUAGGACCCCAGGAUUUUCUGCCCAGCUGUCUCUAGGUCUGCUACCAAGGCCUGUCCUUCCCAAGGUGGACUGUGUCACCUGUGUGGGAGGUGUGGACAGAGCUUGGACCCGUGUGUUGGGGGCCUAUGUGUGUGCAUGCCAGACCCCCUAUGUUGUAGGGUGGUGCUGGGGGCAAGAAGAGAAGAGCGUGUGCUAUGGGACAGGGAGUGGGGCCUCACUCUCCCCGGGCCACCACAUUCAAGGAGGCCAUGAAUUCGAAACUGAAACCUGUUGCAGGCCAUUAUGAAGGUAAAUUUGUCAAGGCAGGAGGAUGUUCUAAUAGCUUGCUAGCUAGAUUUAUAACUUUUCAAUAUUUAGACAUAUGGUAUCUGAGCUUCCCUUCGUGAUCUUGCCCAGGCCCUGUGAACACUGGGGAUGGGCCAGGGCUCAGGGGUGACGGAGCCUGAAGUCAGAUAGUGUGGGACGGGCCCACUGUUUGGAGGAAAAGGCUGUAGAAAUGAUGUUGGAAGAGGACAUGUUUUUGCCUUUUCGUGUCUGGGCAGGAGCAGAGUGGGCUCGGAGGCCCGUCACGGAGGAGGGGUGGGGAGGGGAGAUGGUACGACUUGGCCCAGGUGUUGGGUGGGGCCCGGGCAUUGGUGGGGCUGGCACUCAUGUCUCCUGGGGGAGGAGGGAAGUGGCCCUGGCUCUGGACACAGGGUGGGGAGAAAGGUGGUCAGAAAGUUAAUUUCCAUCUGGGGUGUGUCUUCCUUUUGCCUUUUCCAGCUAAAUAAAAAAGAUAAAUUUUCUUCUCUCUUCUGCUGCUCAGCAGAAUCCCACAGCCCAGCUGCUCUGUCUAGUUUCUCACACUGAAGGUCAACCCACAAGUCUUGUCCUGUGUGCCACCUGGGGCACCCGCCCUGUGGCAUCUGCAGGGGAGAAGACUAAAGGAGACAUGGCCUUGUCUCUGGAGAGCUCCCUGGAUGUGGCCAUCCCUUAGCUAUUUAUAAAGUCCUUUCACCUUCUGCAGGUUAGGAUUAAAUGCUGGAGUGUAACCCUAGUAGACACUGGGGCCUCAUGUGGCUCAGUCUCUGCAGCGGACACCAUUCCAAAAAGCACAGUCCAACCGGCAAAUAGCAGUCGUAGAGGAAUGCUGCGCUUCCCUCUGCUCUCUUGAAGAAGGUCUGGAUCGUAUUUGGGGUUCCUGGCAAUCCUUCGCAUAGGCCCUUCCUUACCUGCUCAUUUGUCUCCUACCCAGGAGCUGCUGCCGUGCCCUGCCCUUCCUCUUCUCUGCUGUUGCUGCUGUCAGCGCCAGUUGCCGCUGAGAAGCGGGGCGGGUCUCGGCACGCAUGUAGGCCCACUUUUGGCCCGUGGGGCCCCAUUUCUCAGCACCUUCUGGUCUAAGAAGCUUCCCGACUUUGGGACCUGAGGGCGGAUGUCUCCCCACCAAGGCCUUUUUGACUGUUGCCAAUCAACUCCCCUUAGUCCCUGAGCUGCCCCUGGGCCGGGCCUGAUGGAGGCUGCUAAGGGCGGGGACAUGGGGGGGCAGAGGUGAGCGGUCCAUGUGCUUGCCCGGAGGACUUCACUUAGGUAUAAAGCCCCUGCCGUGUGCCAGCACUGUGCGUGCACGCAGUGCUAGCCAUUGAAAGGUCGCAAAUGCGCCAUGGGCUAGGCCCCAAGCUGUUUGAUCUCUGCCAGUGAGGUAACGGUAGUUAUCCUACUCCCCAGUGUACGGACCAGGACUGAGGGUGAACAAAUGCCGAUUAACACAGGCAGGGCCAGACUGCCUGGACCCCUUGACUCCCACAGCUCACGCCCCCCACCCCAGGUUUGGCCGCCCCUAGACCCACAAAUCCAUGCUGAGACGUCCCAGGCCCGGCUAUGAACCAAGGGCUGGACUGACUGUCAGGGUGACCCUAAGAAGGGAAGGAGGAUGGCGGCCAGGCACUGAACUUGGAAUGCUCAUCUGAACUCUAGAGCCUCAACUGCCACCUCUGUGAAAUGGAGCGAGCUAUGCCUGCCUCCCAAAGCUGUAGCGAGGCGUUGCAGGCCUGAGAGCCGAGAAGCGCUCUCACCAGCGGCCUGGCCGGGGAGGCAGCUCGGGAAUGCUGGCUGGAAGGAGGAGUGUGUGACAGAGUGCAGACGCAGCAGUGGAAGUAUAUGCUUCACCCAAAAGAAACAGACCCCACAGAGGACAGUGGGAGCAGCUAUGAGCCGAGAGGGGGAGAGGCACAGAGAACCUCCAAGUGGGAUAAAAGGACAGGGCCAAUGGCAGUGGCCCAGUGAGGUGGGAGCCAGCUGCCGCCUGGCCAGUGGGGCCAGGUGAAGGCUCUGGAAGGACCAGCCCAGGCAGGGCAGAGCUGAGCCCCUUGUGCCGAGGUUCGGUGACCAGGGCCUCGCACCAUCCCAUCCUCUUGGAGAUCCUUCUCCACCUGCAUUUGAUUAGGUCACGGGGUCCGGCAAAUCGUAUCUUCAACGCUUCUGAAGUCGAUCCCCUGCAGGGCCUUAACCAGGUCCCCUCCCUCUCUCUCGGGUUCCUGCAACAGCUGACGCAAAGGAAAAGGGCACAACAGUGUCCAUUCCUUUACCUAGUACGCUCCCCCAAGUCUCGCUUCACAUGCCAUCCAUGUGCUGAUGCCUCUCAGGUCCGCGUCCACCCCAGAUAAUCCAGCGGCCCCCAAGUCUCCUGCUCCCUACCUAAGUGGCAGCCCCCAGCCCCUCAAGCCAACACCACGGGUCGUCCUUGCUGAGCCAUUCUCCGCCUUCCGCCUGCGAUGCUGCAGCACAUCCUAGUGACUUUACCUCUCUGUGUCCCCCUGGGGUCCAAGCCAUGUCACCCUUCACCUGGGUGACGGCGGCAGCCUCCUAAUUGGCCUCUCUGCCUCGGUUCUGGACCCUGGUCACUCUCCCCGCAGCAGCCGGAGGGCCCGUGGUGGGCACGCGCGUGGCGGCGCCCUCACCUGUUAAGCAGUCUUCCAGCCUCUUCCAGCCCGGCUGGGAGGCCCCGCACCCACUCUUGCCUCUGCACCUUGGCACCCGCUGUUCGCUCUGCUGGAGGUCCCCAUGGGAGGUCAAUUUCUCCCCUUCCCCUUCCUUAACAGAGUCCCCAUUUUGUUCGAGACGCCCCCUCCCCCCAUCACCUGCCCUGUGGGAGUGGACAGAGGAUCUGGGUUGGGCUAAGCCGGGCGUGGGGUCCCACCCCCUUGCCAGUGAUUGGUUUAGAAAUGACCCAGUUCCAGUCAAAGACAGGAAACUGUUGGCGGCUUCCUGCAGAAGGGAUGGCUUCCUCUGGAUGUCCUCACAUCUGAUUGGGAUGGGGAUGUCUGGAAUCUCUGGAGUCUGGAGAGUAGUAGGGCCGGGUCUGUGAGUAAGGCUGACGCACCGGGAUGGCCAAGUGAGAAGAGGGCAGAGGUUGCACUUGAAGAAACGGACGCGCUGAGGAUCGCCCUGGGCCUGGACCCGCAGGCCUCUGCCUUCUCCCUGCGGUGAUGUCUC
Molecule: messenger RNA, 23210 nt
Organism: Microcebus murinus (gray mouse lemur)
Lineage: Eukaryota; Metazoa; Chordata; Mammalia; Primates; Cheirogaleidae
Source: RefSeq, a predicted model, not a curated record